GACACAGGACACCUCGCAACAAGUUAUUGACACACUACCCAUGCCGUUCUCUACCUCACCGGCAAUCGCCCUUCGAUUUGCCGCAAUCGCCGGCCUCGUGGUGGACCCGUCCUCCGCCUUUGUGGCAAACCCCAGACCGCCGCUGAAGACGAAAGACACCGCGCUGUCUGCCAACAGCAAGAACAUCCGCGCUGCCAUGGAAGCCACGGAGCGAUACGGGAUCCACUCGCCGCAGGCGAAGGUAGCCUGGGAGAUUGUCGAAGAAUUCGACGCCUCGACGAACGAUUCCGCAGCCUACACGCCGAACCGAGAGGGAGGGCUCUCCCAGGAAGAACUCAACCAGGCCUACCAGGAGGUCCAGGCGAGCAUGGAAAUCAUGCAGCGGAACCAAUACGCGGCCGUUUCCUUCCAGAACAACCAGCAGCUGAUGAAGGACGUAGCUGCCGAGCUGCAGGCGAUCAAGCUCAGCCCGCCCGCCAAGAAGCCGGCACCCACGAUCCCCGGCCUGUGGGAUGCCAAGCUCAAGGCCCGCGCGUUGAGCCAGCAAUUCGGCAACCAAAGCCCACAAGCCAAGCUGGCCUGGGAAGAGGUCGAAGAAAUUGCCUCGAGCGGACUGAACAACGCCGUUGGUGGGAAUCUCUAUCAGCAAGAGACGUGCGAUCUUGUCCAGGCGGCGGAAGCCUGCAUGGCCCUGGAAGAGCUCGAUCGCUUUUUGUACUACGAGAAUUACCACGUUGGGGACAACAUCGAAAACAACGACCAGGAUAGUACAGGCUACUAUAGCACGCAAAACAACGAGGACUAUGGUUAUGGCAACAACGAAGGAGGGGGGACAUAUUAUUGAAUCGAAAGCGAAAGGCGUCGUGCCUCCUGAUCGCCGCCGCCGCUGGACAACUUUUUGAUGCCUCGCACAUCUUUCUACCAUUGGAUGGUCGACAGAAUAGGAGCAGCACCAAUAAAAGACCCUACUAAUACUAAUACUACUAAUCCUACUACUUAUAUCCCAUUAGAACCAAUAACUAAUAGAACUUCUC
Pseudo-nitzschia multistriata is the source of this 1034-nucleotide messenger RNA. Lineage: Eukaryota; Bacillariophyta; Bacillariophyceae; Bacillariales; Bacillariaceae. The record is from the annotation of a GenBank genome assembly.